This is a messenger RNA of Penicillium angulare, 789 nucleotides long. Its product is annotated as SDR family NAD(P)-dependent oxidoreductase. Gene Ontology annotation, molecular function: oxidoreductase activity. NCBI's taxonomy places the organism in Eukaryota, Fungi, Ascomycota, Eurotiomycetes, Eurotiales, Aspergillaceae. Bases 1 to 789 code for a protein of 262 amino acids. The transcript has 2 exons. The record is from RefSeq and is a predicted model, not a curated record.
AUGAACUUUCCAGAAGCGACCAUUUUCCCUGUCCUUAAGGACAAGGUAGCAAUUGUGACUGGCGGUGCCCAAGGCAUGGGCAAGGCUACGGCCUCCGUAUUUCUCAGAGCGGGUGCCAAAGUUGUUAUUGCAGAUCUGAAGGAAGAGCAAGGUGCUCAGGUUGCAGAAGAGCUCUCUUCUCUCGGAGAGGUCCGAUUCGUCCGUACUGAUAUCUCAAAAUCCGAGGAUGUUCAGGCCCUCAUUGCAGAGACUGUUCGUGCGUUUGGAAAGUUAGACGUAGCGAUCAACAAUGCCGCUAUGACCCCUGACCAAACGUCUCUAGUUGAGGCUGACGAGGAUUACUGGCGUCGUUUAAUCGAUGUGAAUUUGACAGGAACUGCCCUUUGUUGCAAGUAUGAGAUGCAGCAGAUGAGAAAGCAAGGCACUCCUGGUUCCAUCGUGAAUAUCGCUUCCAUCAAUGCUUAUAUGCCUCAGCCAAAUAUGCCGGCAUAUACGGCAGCAAAGCAUGCCCUGCUUGGGUUGACCAAACAUGCAGCAACCGAGGGUGGGCCCACAGGCAUUAGAGUCAACGCUAUUGCUCCAGGUGCAAUUUUUAGCGAAAUGUCUGCCAAGGCCUUGGAGAUUAUGGGUACUACUCAUGACGAAUUCGCUCCCAAGGUCAGCAGCUUGAACAGAUUUGGUCAGCCACAUGAAGUAGCUCAAGGGUCUCUGUGGCUCGCUUCAGACAGCUCAUCGUAUGUCACCGGUAUUAGUCUGCCUGUCGAUGGAGGUUUCUUGUCAAAAUGGUAA